Haemorhous mexicanus (house finch) is the source of this 1011-nucleotide messenger RNA. Its product is annotated as noggin-2-like. The coding region runs from base 278 to 910 and encodes 210 amino acids. The transcript has a single exon. The record is from RefSeq and is a predicted model, not a curated record. Gene Ontology annotation, biological process: osteoblast differentiation; dorsal/ventral pattern formation; negative regulation of cell differentiation. Lineage: Eukaryota; Metazoa; Chordata; Aves; Passeriformes; Fringillidae.
UGCCCUGCCCUCCCCCGCGGGGGAGGCUCGGACCCCCCGGCGCUGCCGACCGCGGCUGGAGCCGGCCCGGCGGGGAGCCCCGAGAGCCAGCGGCCGCGGGCGCGGGGCGAGCCUCAGAUGCGGCUGUCACACAACCCCGGCCGGGCUAUUUAAAGUAACGGGCCCCGCCGGACACUGGUGUCUCUGCCUAUUUAUGAGCCCCCGGGAGCCGGCGGGCGCCGCCGGGCAGCGCUAGGAGCCGAGGCCGCCGGGAGCAGCGCCGGGGCCCGCCCGGAGCAUGACGGCGAUCCGGGCGCUGCUGCUCUGCCUCUGCCUGGGGCUGCCGGCGGGCGGGCAGCCCUUCCUGCGCCUGCGACCCUCGCCCAGCGACAACCUGCCCGUCAAGGACAUCGUGGAGCACCCGGACCCCGAGUACGACCCCAAGGAGCAGGACCUGGACGAGAGGACGCUGAGGAAGAAGCUGGGCAGCCAUUUCGACCCCGGCUUCAUGGCCGUGGCCGUGCCGGGGCCGGCCAACGCCUCGGGCGCCGCGGCGGCGGCGGGGCGGGGGCGGGCGGCGCUGCCGGCCGAGCUGCGGCGGCUGGAGCUGGGGCCGCCCCGGGGCCCGCGCUUGCGGCUGGGCAAGAAGGCGCGGCGGAAGGUGCUGCAGUGGCUGUGGGCGCACACCCACUGCCCCGUCUUCUACGCCUGGAAGGACCUGGGGGUGCGCUUCUGGCCGCGCUACAUCAAGGAGGGCAACUGCCUGGCCGAGAAGUCCUGCUCGCUGCCCGAGGGCAUGUUCUGCAAGCCCGUCAAGUCGGUCACCAAGACCUUCCUGCGCUGGCACUGCCAGGGCUGGUCCAGUCAGAAGUACUGCACCUGGAUCCCCGUGCAGUACCCGCUCAUCUCCGAGUGCAAGUGCUCCUGCUAAGCCGGCCCGGUCCCUUGCACUGCCGCCCUCCUCCUCCGGAUCACUUUAGCGGAGGGGCGGGGGGGAGGUUUUUCGGGUGUUUUUUUUGGUGUUUUUUUUUU